This is a messenger RNA of Bursaphelenchus xylophilus (pine wood nematode), 3979 nucleotides long. Lineage: Eukaryota; Metazoa; Nematoda; Chromadorea; Rhabditida; Aphelenchoididae. The record is from the annotation of a GenBank genome assembly.
AUGAUGCUUAACCAAGAUCUGGCUUCGUCCAACGAGAGUUCCCCGCAAAUGAACCAAGCACAUGACAAUUCCGAUGGAAGAUCUGGACUCAGCUCGGAUUCUGAUGCCGAGGACGAACUCUUUGAUAAAGAUGCCAAUUCUACAGCCGUUGUUCCCAAUGGAUUAAAUGGAUUUGCAAAGAGUGAAGAGGAAACAAACAGGAAAGUGCCACUUGUAAAAUGUAAGAUUUUCAAUUGAAAUUUGAUGACUUUAGAUAAAAAUUACACCUGAUUCUCCCGGCUGAUGAUAACUUAACACAAUUUAGAUCUAUCAGAAGAAGAAAAGCCAUCUUCAAGUGACCCAGACGAUCAACGACCUUCCACUUCUCAAGAAGAACCACAAAGCCACAAAGACAGUGAAACAGAACCACACGUGCAAGAGGGUGAAAGUGAGGAAGACAAUGCUCAGGAACCGCCAUCAAAGCAACGAAAGUUAGAGCUCCAACAUGGAACUAGUACAAGUACACAGCGGGUAACCAGAAGUCGAACACGACAGACAACGAACAAUAAUAAUCCAAAUCCGGACCAACCUGCCGGACCAUCUUCAUGAUAAGAUAGAUUGUGUCUUACAAUGGGAGAUAACUCAUGUUCUCGAAAAGUAUUACGCUAAAUCUAUAACUAUUUUAUGGAAUCCACAGACAAGUUUGCCACAGCUUAAUACUUUUUUAAAUGAUUUACCUCCCAAAUUAUAUGCUAUAGUUGUGAUCAGCCUCGUAUUAUACUCAAAACGCCUUACAUUUAUAAUGUGUUUCUAAGUUAUUACACCAAUAAACGUCAUUUCUCAUUUAUUAACUUUGUAAGAAAUGCGUAUUUUCGUACAUUGUUUUCAGAGUAAAUGCAAUAUUGAGUUUUUCGAAAAAUAGUGGAUUUAUGGAUAAUCGAGGCCGCUAAUUACGAAAAUCAUGCUCGUUUUUUCUGAAUUUUACAUUCUUGUAUUACAGAGUAAUGCAAAAAAUGUAAAUUUUUUGUAAUUUUUAUUUUUUUUGACAUGAAAACAUUGAACUUCAAGUAAAUAAAGCAAGCAACCAAAGCUAGUCGAAAUAAAAUUUACCUAAUCCUCCAUCUGCAAAAUACGUGAUGAAUCGAAAAAUAAAAUCCCAAAAUUCAAAAAAUGUCUCCCCUCAAUUUUUCAUUUAUUGUUGCGAAUGGCCGAGAGACCGUCGCAGACGUAUCCAAUACUUGUUAUUCGUAAAUUUGAGUUUCUUUUCUUCAAAUUUAUCAGUACAGUAUCGGGCAAGAGACAUUUAGGCUACUGAUAAGCUCUUCGCCCGACUUUUUUGAGGGCUUUUUAUAAUUUAUCCAAUCUUUUCCCUUCUUCGCGGGCGACAAUUGGAAAAAAAGUUGAAUUAGCGAUUUUGUGGGUGUACCAAUGGUUGCUUGCCUUAUCCGUUGUAUAAAAGUUUGCAUUUCAAGUACGCUUUUUUUUCAAAACUCCAACCACCGAUUGGCAUUUCACGAUUGGUAUUCCUAACUUUGUCUAAUUUCUGGGCCUUUCUUCUUCCCGCUUCCGUGCCCUCCCAGUUUUUAGUGAACUUUUAUGUCAAAAUACCGUUUUCCGAGUUUUUUGCCCUGAACAUGCACUCUUAUGUUUGAUUGUCUCGUGUUUUCAGCGCAUCAAUCCGUCCGCUUGUUCUCGGUCAGAAGGCUUCCUAGAAGUUUUGAGCUCAGAACAAUUUCGUCUUUGGCCAAAACCAUCACUGUACGCACCGAUUUCUGAUCUCCAACCUCGAUCCAAACUCAAAAUGAUGUUUGCUUAUCAUCCGGGUGAGUUAAAUUCCUAAUUUAAUAUCCAAAAUUAAAGAUCUUAGAUGGGUUUAGGUGAAGAUGCCUUUAGUGAGCUCUCACAUCCUUAUUCAAACAUCAUUUUUGCGGAUUCUCCAAAAUUGAGAGACAGUUGACUCAUUUUCGGACGAACAACUUGACCCUAAAAUAAAUUCUUGUGAAAGCUUUCUUCUUGCUAGCCCGUGAUCAUCUACAGAAUUGCUUCAUCUGUUUAUCAGUUUUUCUAUACGAACGAUAGGGAUACCAAAGAGCGCCGGGUUUUGUAGUGUAAGUAAAUGUUUUUGGGGAAGAUCGAAGUGUAAUGGGAAGGAGAUGAAUGGGGUUUAUACCCUUUUAUUAUAAUAGCGACUCUUAAGAUUGUUAAAAUCUUUUCUUAGUUGUCUUAGAGAAAGUUAGGUGAUUCCGUACAAAUUUCAGUAAUAAAGCAGUAGUUUUAUUUCGUAAUUUUUCUGAUUGUGAGUCACCCGAAGAAGGACGAGCCCUAUGAAGGCCACAGAGGAUUCCACUACGAAUAUAUCGAAUAAAUCGAGUUUUUAUGAAAAGGGUUAAUUAAUGUUUGAAAGGAGAAUUAAGGUCGGGAAGAGACGUGAUAGUUUUACACUAAAAUAAUUUUAUUCAGCCUCCGAAAGCGUUUAUGGUAAGGUCGGAAAGUUCGGGGUUUUUAACCUCAUGGGCAUAUACCCGAAAUUUCGAGAAUAUUUGUAAAAUUAGCCUAAAUUGGCCUAAUAUAGUACCAAUAUGAAGUCGUUUGUAACGUAUUCAUUAACUUAGUAUGGCAAAAAUCCGAACUGCCCCGCAGCUUUACUUAUAGAAAAAAUCCAAUACCCCUACCGAACAUUAGUUAACAGUUGCCGACAUGUCGGCAACCGCUGAAAUCCCUGAUUUUUAGUGCGAAAUGUUUGAAAUUUUUUGAAGAGGACAAAGAGAUCGCUUUUCGUCUUCGAUCCUCUUUUUCAAGAGUUUUUUUUUGCGGGACUAAAGCCUAAGGAGAGAAAACAAGUGAAAGAGAUUCGCUUGUUUUAUUGUUUUUAAUAUGUUUUCCUGAUUUUUAAAGCUGGGUAUAACAAAUAGUUGAUACAUUACUGCUUUCAGUUAUGCAAAAGGGUGCCAACGGUGUGGAUUUUGUGCCGAAAGGAGUGUGGAUGAUUGAUCCUUCAACUUUGGCCGGAAUGGGCGGAAAAUUCCCAGCUGGCAACAUUUUCGGGUAUCUCCCGGCGGACUUGGCAGGCGCUGGCGUUCCACCUAUGCUUCCGUUCGGACAACCAAUUCAAAUGGGCUUCAUGCAGGAGGAGCCCACUCAAUUGAGAAAGCUAUUCAUCGGCGGACUUAACCAUGAAACAACCGAUGAUCAAGUAAGAAUAAUUCAUUUUACGUUGGUAACUCUGUAUAAAUCAAGUGUGCGGGAAAGUAAAAAACAUCCUUUUAAGCUCCGCGAUUACUAUUCACAAUGGGGUACGGUAGUGGACUGCAUUGUGAUCCGAGACCCGGUGACCAAACACUCUCGCGGCUUCGGCUUCGUGACUUAUUCGACGAUAAAGAUGGCCGAAUUAGCCAUGGCAGAACGGCCGCAUACCAUCAAUGGGAAAGUAGUCGACCCGAAACGGGCGAUACCUCGCGAACACAUGUUACCUCUCACUCCCAACAACCCCCCUCACUUCCUUGAAGCCGAACCCCCAGCAGGGUGCAAGAUUACUUUGACUGGUAGGUGUCUUUUGAGAUUAUGUUAUUCUGUUUUUAGGCAUUCAUUGGGAUUACCACACCGUUGAUGGCUUAAGGCAACAUUUCGAAAAGUUCGGUAAUGUUGAACAAGUCGAGAUUGUGGGGCAUCCAAGAGGGUUCGGAUUUGUUGUAUUCGAAGACAAAGUCUCUGCAGAUAAAUGUUUACAAUCUGGGAAGAGUCAUCUUGUCAAUGGGAGAAGGGUCGAAGUAAAGGUUAGACAAACGCUUUUAUUACAUUUUUAUUUGUUUAGGAAAACGUUGAAUCAAAUCCUCCUCCGCAACAACAACAUCGUCGUCAUAACAAAAAUUCGCCUGAUCGUCGGCGGGGAAACUUCAGCUCACGCCAACAUCAUAACAGUCAGUCGAGUCAAGCGACCAGUGUGGAUACCAAUGGCCCGGCUCUCUCCGAUAAAGACUUCCCCGACCUCAGAGGCAAUUGA